GGAGAAUGGUAGUGUUGUUGACCUUGGAUACUAAAAAUUAUAGAGGAAGAAAAACCUGAAUAAAUAAAGAUUUUGACACAAUUUAGUAUAUCAAAAAGAUCAAGAUGUCACAAGACAUAAGUGAGACAACUCUGCCAAGCGAUGCCUUUAUCCAGCAGGCACAUCAACUCGUCGAUGAUGUCAUUGACGGCGCCAUGAAACAACUGGAACACGAGGUCCUUCAGAGAUCAAAAACAUUAGACACUAUUGCAUUUGAAUCGCGUGAAUCCACAGCAAUAGAGUUUGAGGACUAUGAUGUUCCUAAUAUAGACUGGUUGUCGAUUGAUGAGUUCAGUGUGGAAAAAGCGGAGGAAAAAAUAAACGACUUUAUUCAGACUUGGGAGUAUGAAGGCAGCUGGCUCUACUGUAUAGACUACCUGGGUGUGGACGAACAUCAGUACGACUACCGACAUCGGUACCGUGUCCGAUGGAGCAUCCCGACACGACGUAAACCAAUACCAAAGGCCACAGCUUCUGUCUACUUCACAUUCCAAAUCUCAAAAAUCAAACCAAAGCACUAUCCCAUAGAUGUUUAUUACGUAUUUGAAACAAACCGAUUAGUACACCGACCAGGCCAGUCACGAUUCAGAGAAUUAUGGUUAAAGAAUAUCAUUGAGAGUAAAGCUAUAAUGAUGCUCGCUGUGGACUUCUAGGAUGGGCCGAGUAGACAUGUGAUGUGAUUGGAAUGUUUGGAGGGACAAGAAAUGACUAAAAUUCUCUGGAAAAUUAUUCCUGUGAACAAAAAACUGGGAUAGUUGUGAUCAAAUUGAAAAAUGCUGUGUAUAACCUCAUGAUGUGUAUUUGUGCCACAGAAUUUUGUGAAAUGAGUGAGGCUUUCCUCAUCCCAUUGUUAUUGAUUUAAAAUCAGCAACAUUGAAAAAGAUCUGUCCAUUCUGCUUUGGUUCAUUCAUGGUUGUCAAGUAUUUUCUCUAUCCUGAAUUGUACAUUCUGGCAAUAUGACUUGUAAAUAGUAUUCUAUUGUUCCACUGACUCUGUAAAGUAUUCUCACGUGCUGUCACAAAAGAUAAACAACUUUAUAGGCUGUAUGUCCUAUAAAAUGCGGGUCUUGAAAAUCAUGGAAAAUGGUGUCCAUACUGAAAUGUAACUGGUGGUACCAGUAUAUACAUGUAUGUAUCAACAGAGUACAAGAU
Messenger RNA from Lineus longissimus, 1190 nucleotides. RefSeq names its product A-kinase anchor protein 14-like. The record is from RefSeq and is a predicted model, not a curated record. Gene Ontology annotation, molecular function: protein kinase A regulatory subunit binding. The transcript has 4 exons. Bases 105 to 692 code for a protein of 195 amino acids. Gene Ontology annotation, cellular component: cAMP-dependent protein kinase complex. NCBI's taxonomy places the organism in Eukaryota, Metazoa, Nemertea, Pilidiophora, Heteronemertea, Lineidae.